AUGACGAGUCUGCAGCAAUCUCCCGUCGGCGAGGGCAGCGGCAGCAGCCGCGACCGCACCGACAUGAUGAGCAAGCGGCUCUCCGUCUCAGGCGCCGGCAACCGCAACACCAAUCGAUACUCUGUCACCGCCCUCUAUUCUAUGGCCGCAGAACAAGACGUCGAAGUCGAAGAUGAUCUCGCUCGCGCUCAGAAGCGUCUUAGAGAGCUCAAGGGUCGCAUCUCGGCACAGUCCAAAAAGAACUUUGUCCUCGAACGAGACGUACGCUAUCUCGACAGCCGUAUCGCUUUGCUCAUUGCCAACCGUAUGGCCCUCGACGAACAGAACGAAGUCGCAUCGACACUCGAAGAGACUGAUUCAUCCACCGUAGGAACCUCGUUGGACGACCGCAAAAUGCAGCAGUACGGCAAUUUCUUCUUCCUCCUCCAAUCCGAACCAAGGCAUAUUGCCGCGCUUUGUCGACUCGUGAGCCUGGCAGAGAUCGACACGCUCUUGCAGACCGUCAUGUUCACCCUCUACGGUAAUCAGUACGAGUCCAGAGAAGAGCAUUUGCUGCUCACCAUGUUCCAGUCCGUCCUCUCCGCCCAAUUCGAGACUGCCACCGAGUUUGGCUCGCUCCUCCGCGCCAACACGCCCGUAUCGCGCAUGAUGACCACCUAUACCCGUCGAGGUCCCGGUCAGUCCUACCUCAAAAGCGUUCUGGCAGAGCGGAUCAACAGCCUCAUCGAGCACAAAGACCUCAACCUUGAAAUCAAUCCGCUCAAAGUCUACGAGCAGAUGACCAACCAGAUCGAAGAGGAUACCGGCAGCCUCCCGCCCAAUCUCCCACGUGGUGUGCCCGCCGAGGUUGCCUCGGAGAAUGCCGAUGUGCAGGCCAUCAUCGCGCCCAGGCUGACCAUGCUCAUGGAGAUCGCCAACAGCUUCCUCCAGACUAUCAUCAACUCGAUCGAGGAAGUGCCCUACGGUAUUCGUUGGAUUUGCAAGCAGAUUCGCAGUCUCACCAAGCGCAAGUACCCCGACGCCACCGAUCUGGCCAUCUGCUCGCUCAUCGGAGGCUUCUUCUUCCUGCGCUUCAUCAACCCAGCCAUCGUCACACCGCAGGCGUACAUGCUCGUCGAUGGUCCUCCCGCCAAGCAUCCGCGCCGUACCCUCACGCUCAUCGCAAAGAUGCUCCAAAACCUUGCCAACAAGCCAUCUUAUGCCAAGGAGCAGUACAUGAUGUCGCUCGAACCUUUCGUCGAGAACAACAAGACCCGCAUGAACGCCUUCCUCAACGCCCUCUGCGACGUCGGCGACUUUUACGAGACGCUCGAGAUGGACCAGUACAUGGCGCUGUCCAAGAAGGACCUCCAGAUCCAGAUCACGCUCAAUGAGCUGUACAACACGCACUCGCUCGUCGCACAGCACCUCGACAUCCUCGCGCCCAACGACAAGCACCACCUCCGCAUCCUCAUCGACGAACUCGGAGGCUCGCCGGGUCAGGUCCCACGCAAGGAGAACCGCACGCUGGACUUGCCGCUCUUCUCGCGUUGGGAGACGCCCAUUCAGGAUCUCACCACCGCCUUCAUGUCCGAGAACAACGUGACGCAGAACGACAUCUUGUACAUGGAGACCAAGUCGAUCUUCGUUCAGCUUCUCCGUUCCAUUCCCACCCUCGCAGAGAAGCGACCCAUCAACCUGCCGCAGAUCGCAGAGCGAGCUGCGACGACCAAGGAUGCCACACUGGUGCGCAAGGGCAUCAAGGUCAAGGAGAUGCUGCGCGAGCUCGAGGAGCUCAAGGUGGUCGACCGACGAGACGGCUACAGUCUCAUGACGGAUGAAGUCGCCACCGAGCUCACUCAUCUCGGCAACAUGCGCGAAAAGGUGAUGCAGGAGAUGGGAAGCCUCGAGUCGGUCUAUAAGACCAUCUGCGAGCACAACAAUUACAUGCGCAGUCAGCUCGACACGUACAAGAGCUACCUCCAGAACGUGCGCAUGACGAGCGGCAGCGCUAAGGACAAGAGUGCGGGCGGAGUUGGCGUCAUCUCGGUCGGUGGCAAAGAGAAGAAGGCGCCCAAAACGCAGGCGUUAGGCCCUUACCGCUUCACCCACGCCCAGAUGGAAAAGGACGGCAUCAUCGUCGAAAGCAACGUGCCCGACAACCGUCGUGCCAAUAUCUACUUCAACAUCACCUCGCCCUCUCCCGGUACGUUUAUCAUCGCGCUGCACUACAAGGGCCGAGAGAAGGCGAUCCUCGAGAUGGAUCUUAAGCUGGACGACCUGCUCGAAAAGCAGAAGGACGACGUCCAGCUGCUCGAUCUGGAAUACGUCCAGCUCAACGUCUCCAAGAUCCUCCAGCUGCUCAACAAGACGUUCACCAAGCGUCGUUGA
Molecule: messenger RNA, 2370 nt
Organism: Kalmanozyma brasiliensis GHG001
Lineage: Eukaryota; Fungi; Basidiomycota; Ustilaginomycetes; Ustilaginales
Product: RasGAP protein, C-terminal
Exons: 1
Coding region: 1-2370 (789 amino acids)
Biological process (GO): regulation of actin cytoskeleton organization; regulation of GTPase activity
Cellular component (GO): cell cortex
Molecular function (GO): GTPase activator activity; protein binding
Source: RefSeq, a predicted model, not a curated record